AUGUUUGUGGGUCUUCUCCCAGCCCUCCCAGGCAAAGAUGUGCCCCGUGGAAAUCCCCAGCUGCGGGAGUUGAAAGAGGAGAGGCGUGCGGACCUCGUGUAUGAGGUGAUCGACGUCCUCCGUGCUGAGGGAGGGCUGAGACUGGGUCUGGCUCACUUCACCGCAGGUAUGAGUGCCUGCGCGGCUGGGAAGUUGUGGCAGUCGGCCCUGUCGUUGUUCGCCCUCUUGCCCGAUUGCCACCUGGAGCCAGACCUCAUCCUCUACAACGCCACAAUGAGCUCGCUAGAGAAAGGGAGGCAGUGGCAACGGGCUUUGGGACUUUUCCUGGAGAUUCCCAACGCAAAGCUUGCACCGGAUGUGUUCAGCUAUGGAGCUGCCAUAGGCUGCUGCGAGAAAGGAGAGCAAUGGCAGCUUGCGUUGGCCCUGUUUACGGCGCUCCCGCGAACGACAGCACCAAACGUCAUCAGCUAUAGCUCGACCAUCAGCGCGCUAGAGAAGGCAAGUAGGUGGGAAUUGGCCGUUUCCUUGUUCAAUGACAUGCCGAGAGCGAAGAUCGUGCCAAAUGUUGUAAGCUACAGCGUGGCGAUCAAUGCCUGCGGCACAGGCGGGCAGUGGCAGCUGGCUUUGUCCCAUUUCGAAGCCAUGGCACAGACGAAAGUCCUGCCCAACGUCAUCAGCUUCAGUGCGGCAAUACGUGCAUCGGACAUGGCAGGUCAGUGGCAGAUGGCUCUGCAGUUGUUCGCCUCAAUGCCCAACUCCAGCGUUCGCGCAGACCGGAUCAUAUUCAGCGCCGUCAUCUGUGCCUGCGAUAAGGGAGGGCAGUGGCAACUGGCCUUGCAACUGUUUAGUGAGAUGCAGGAUGCUAAGCUUCCGACCGAUGCCACCAGCUGCAACGCAGCCAUCAGUGCUUGUGGGAUGAACGCACAGUGGCAGCCUGCGUUGGCGCUGUUCAGCAGCAUGACGACUUUGAAAGUUGCUCCAAACUUGAUUGCCUACAAUGCAGCCAUUAGCUCGUGUGAGAAAGCCGGACAAUGGCUUUUGGCCCUCCACUUGCUUCGCGAGAUGGCGAGCUCACAAGUUUCCCCGGAUGUCAUCAGCUACACCGCGGGCAUCGGAGCCUGCGAGAAAGCGGGACACUGGCGAGUCGCAGUGUCUGUCUUUCAGUCUUUGCAGCAGCAGCGUCUGGAGCCCACGGUUAUCAGCUACAGCGCCAUCAUCAGCGCCUGUCAGAAAGCGGGACAAUGGCAGCUGGCGUUGCACCUCUUCAGCGAAAUGCCAGCCGUGGGUCUGAGCCCCAACGUCAUCAGCUACAAUGCCACCAUCAGCGCGUGUGAACGGGCUGGUCGCUGGCAGCUGGCUUUGUACCUCUUCGGUGUGAUGCCAAGGGCUCACAUCAGCCCAAGUACCUCGAGCUUCAACACAGCCCUCAGUGCAUGCGGGAAGGGCCAACAGUGGCUCUUGGCCCUGCGCCUUUUUAAUUCUAUGCCCGAAGCGCACACCACCCCGAGCGUGGUGAGCUUCAACGCCUUGCUGGAUGCUCUUCAGGACAGGCCCAUGGGGAGGGCCAUGUUUCUAAGAGCACGGGAGGCUGGACUGUAUUCCUGCCUUUGCAUCGACAGCCCCUUCACCUUGGACUUGCAUGAACUUUCCUAUGGGCCGACGGUGCAUGCGGUGGCUUGGUGGUUCAUGGAGGUCUUGGAGCCCAUCCUGAGUCCCACGGAGACGCAGACCUGCAUCAUCAUCACCGGCUGGGGCAAGACCCGGCCCUCGUGGUCGGCCACCAACCUACAGGCCUUUGUACUUGACUUGCUGAAGCAGUGGGGCCUGUCUGCUGCGGUACAGAAGUCAAAUCGGGGCCGCGUGCAGAUGGAUCUUCGCCAAGGAUUUCUCAGUGUUUACAACCGCCCCGUCGACUGCUACGCCGCCUGGAAGGCCUACGGUAAAGAGGCCGUUGAUCGUGACGUAGACGAUAGCUUCGCCGAGUUUACACGUGAUGUGUUGGGCCGGUGCUGGGGCGAGGGGGACUUUAAAGUGGUCGUGGAAGAACCUGGCGGAGAGAUGUCGGAAGGGAACGCUGAAGCAGGCCUUGCCCGCAAGGAGUUUAGAGUCUUGUCCGCUGUGCUCGGGACUGCUUCGCCAGUCUUUGAGCAAAUGGUGAAGCAGGGGCACUUCUUGGAAGGUACUGAAGCUCAAGUUACCAUCACGGACUUUUCCUCCGCCGCAGUGGAAGCCUUCUUGCUGUUCUUGCAUUUUGGGAGCGUAGAUGGAAGCCUGGCGACUGUCCUCGAGCUGGGCGUUCUGGCAGACAAGUAUGCCGUUGGCAGGCUACACCGCCUUUGCACCAGCACGGUGCUAGAUGAGCUUAUGCCUUGGACGGCUUGCGUGAUCUUCGACUUGGCUGACAGAUUUCACAAUGUGGACUUGCGCAAUCAUUCCCUCACGCUCAUCUUGACCGAGCCCAUCGACAGCCUGAAACAGCGCCCCUGCCUGAGUCCCAAGCUGGUGGAGGAGAUCGUGGCCAGUGACGCCCUCUGCAUCGGUGGCGAUCACCUUCAGGAGUUGGUCACUGGGUGGGACGCUGCCUCUACAGAGGAGGACAAAGAGGUCCAGCGACUUUUUGAAGCCUAUGCGGCCGCUGGUGCGAGAUCACACCGCAGGGAGGCCACUGGCGACGCUCUCUUCGAGCUCAAGGAAAGGUAUUGGGGCGAAGGCCGGCAAGUCGCCGUGCUCCUGGGGCCUCGGGACAAGGAUUGGAGUCAUGCUCUGGGAGAACCUGGCUUUCUGGAGGCUUUGGCCCACAAUGACAACUUCCACACGUACUCUAUCUUGAUAGAGGAGUGCUGGAUCGUUUGGAUGAUGCCGUUUGUAUCACUCUACCUCACCGGAUUCUCCUUCAACCGCAAGAUUCUGACGGACGAAGUGCACUUCAAGGUGUUCUGCUCUCAAGAUGGCCAAAAGUGGCACCUCUGCCUCGACUCCAGUGAGCACAGCAACAUCGAAGAGGACGAAAAUGUCUUCUGCGAUCACCGCCACGUGAAGUGGCUGAAACUUCAUGUUCUUUCUGGCAGCUUCUACACAGAUUUCUGUGUGAGUGGCGUCGUCAUGCAGCCUCUGACGCCAGGGUUUUAG
Symbiodinium natans is the source of this 3129-nucleotide messenger RNA. The record is from the annotation of a GenBank genome assembly. Lineage: Eukaryota; Dinophyceae; Suessiales; Symbiodiniaceae.